Astyanax mexicanus (Mexican tetra) is the source of this 11799-nucleotide messenger RNA. It is a transcript of the gene mrtfba, whose product is annotated as myocardin related transcription factor Ba. Gene Ontology annotation, biological process: smooth muscle cell differentiation. The transcript is spliced from 15 exons. The record is from RefSeq and is a predicted model, not a curated record. The coding region runs from base 715 to 3624 and encodes 969 amino acids. Lineage: Eukaryota; Metazoa; Chordata; Actinopteri; Characiformes; Acestrorhamphidae.
GCAUAUACCACAGUAUCAGCUGAACUGGUUUGUUGCUCGGAAAAGGUGUCGUCAGAAUGGAUCAUCAACCAGCUGCAGAUGCGAAAUUUCCUGAAUACUAUUUGGCACCUUGCCCACCCUUUAACCCUUAGCCCAAGGCAACCGCAGAGGAAUCCCUCACCGACCCUCCGAAACAUAACGACUCCACAGUGCUGACAUCACCUCAGCUCAUCGUUUAGUCUGGGGUGUUGAUUGACAUGUGAAAAGUUGCAGAACAGGACCGUCCUCCUGUAGAUGCUCAGCGUUUAGUGGACGGCUGCUGUCGGUGCCGCUGUGUGAAAGGUCAGCGGGUUCUCUGAGGUCACUCUGUUCAGUGAGAGGAGGUGUUUAUAUUGUCAAUCACUCUUGUGGAGAAUCUGUCACAGCCGCAGGGCUGCGUCCUGUGUAAUAGACUUAGUUACUCCCGGUUGGCCUGAAGGCUUGCUUGCUCCUUCAGAAAACAAACAGCUGAAGAUGCCUUGGCUGGGAGGGGUUAAGGUGCAGAGCCUGCCUCUCCGCCCCUCCUGUUGAGAGGGAAAGUGGAAAAGUUAGGCAGUCAGCAUGAUGUGCUCUGCAGUAGGAGAGAAGAAGAAGGGAGCAGAGGCUACUGGAAAGGCUAUUUGCAAUGGAAAGCUGUGACGAAAUUGACUAAACCCUUGGAGCUCACUGGAGGCUUGAAGUGCGCUUAGGAUCAGCAUGGCCUGUCUGGAAGUUGAGCGCCGUGUGGCCUGCAGGAACAUCUUUGGUUCAGUUCUCCAGUUGCGGCUGCAGCAGAGACGCACUCGGGAGCAGCUUGUUGACCAGGGCAUCAUGCCACCCCUCAAGAGCCCGGCGGCCUUUCAUGAGCAGAUCCGGAGCCUGGAGAGAGCCAGGACUGAGAAUUUCCUGAAGCACAAGAUACGAAGUCGGCCCGAACGGGCUGAGCUGGUCCGCAUGCACAUCUUACAAGAGACUGCAGCAGAGCCCUCACUGCAGGCCACUCAGCUGAAGCUGAAGAGAGCCCGGCUAGCUGAUGACCUCAAUGAGAAAAUCGCCCAGCGACCUGGUCCUAUGGAGCUGGUGGAGAAAAACAUCUUGCCUGUGGAUUCCAGCCUCAAAGAGGCCAUCAUCGAUGGCCAGAUGCAGUAUCCCAAAACCCUGGACCUAUUUGAUGAAGACAGCGGAGAUGCCUGCUCUCCAGAACAGCCGGGCAGUCAGGAGUCACAUGGGUCUGCUCCUUCUCCCGGAGAGCCCAAGGCCCCUGAAGCCACCUCACCACUUUCUAAUAACUUAUUACAGCACUGCAUUCCUGUCACGCAGGUUACAGCAGAUUUCCGUAGACCUUUUACCACCAAUGAACUGUCUGUGAGCCCUCCAGCACAACAGCCUCAACCAGUCCCUACUGUAGCCCCCUCAAAACCUGCUCCUACUCUCCUCAAGCAAAGUCAACCUAAGCUUCCUGGUGAUAAAAGCCGCAGUAAGAAGAGCAAAGAGGCUAAACCACGCGUCAAAAAGCUGAAGUAUCAUCAGUACAUUCCCCCAGACCAGAAGCAGGAGCCCAGUGAAGCCCCCAUGGACUCCUCAUACGCCCGCUUACUGCAGCAACAGCAGCUCUUCCUGCAGCUUCAGAUCCUCAGCCAGCAGCAGCAGCACUACAACUACCAGACCAUUCUGCCUGCUCCACUCAAGCCUGUGAUUGAGGGACAGAACAGCAGUGCCACAGUCGCCAGCAGCAGCAGCAACAGCCUCCCUGCCUCCAUCGUGGUGUCUCUACCUACCGCUGCGCCACCAGCGCGCCCAAACAACACCCUCACUAACCGCAAGGCUGGCACGCUGCCAGCCAACCUGGAGGAGAUGAAGGUGGCUGAGCUAAAAAUGGAGCUGAAGCUGCGUGGCCUCCCAGUGUCUGGAACCAAAACUGACCUCAUUGAGCGGUUAAAGCCUUUCCAGGAGAAUUCCUCUCCCUGCACCAUCAUAAACAACAACAAUAACAACACUGGACCUAAUACCCAACUCUGCAACACUCCAAUGGAAGUUUCCAGCACCACUACAAGCCUUUCCACUGGCCAGCUGCUUCCUGAGAUCUUGAGCUCUACUCCCCCUGUGUCCCCCAUCCUCUUAGAAGCACACACCAGAGAGGAGAUGGCCAUGGAGAGCCAGCCAGAGACCCAAGCUCAGCCAGUGUCUGCAGUUCCAGAGGAACAGGACAGGAGGCUGCACGAGAAGGAGCGUCAGAUCGAGGAGCUGCUGCGCAAGCUGGAGCAGGAGCAACGGCUUGUGGAGGAGCUGAAGAUGCAGCUGGAGGUGGAGAAAAGGUGUGGACAGACGGCAGCAGUCGUGGAAAGUAACGGUAACGUCAGUCAAGCUGCAACAAAAGCUCCCGUAAAGACGGAGAAUGCAGUCAUUCCCAACUGCAAAGUGACCUCACUUACCACUGCUGCUGUAGCAAAGCCGGAGGAAAGCCAUCCCGCUCAGGUGACGGCCACUCCGCUCACGCAGUUCAUUAUCAGCCACCAGGGGGUGUCGCACAUCAUCGGGCAGCCUCAGACUCUUCUCACCACGCAGCAUGGUGGCACCCAGAUACUGCUGUCUCUGCCCAACAACACCACCGCCAUCCAGCUCCCCAAUGCAAACAUUAAACUACAGCCGGUCCUUCAGGCAGCUGUCUCUCCUCAAAGCCAAGGACUGAUCCAGACCACUCAGCUGCAACCGACCAAACCAGAAAGUACCUUAACACAGCAGCCAGUCAAUCAUAACCACAACAUAGUAAAGACUCUUCCGGUGUGCAGCAGUGGCGGUUCUGGUUUUCAGCACAGUGCCAUAGACAACCAGACAGGUUUGGAGAUGCCACAGUGUUUUCUGAGCAGCUCACCGGAGAACACAGUCUCUGCCCAUCAGGGUUCACCCAUCUCCUCCUCCCUUACCAACGGCCCCCUCAAGUCCCCCUCUCAGGCCCCACCUGCCUUCAUCCUGCAGUCUCCAGCAUUCACUCAGGCUCCCAAGAGCCGAGAGCCCCCAACCUACGAGGAUGCCGUCAAACAGACCCGCGGCCUGCAGGGGCCCGCUAUCUCACAGGUUCCUGUUGCAACCAGUCAGCAGAUGGAUGACCUGUUUGAUAUCCUCAUUGAAAGUGGAGAGAUCACACCUUUCAGUCAGCCGGAGUCCUCCCUGCCUAAGAUGAUGCCAGUCACUGCCAACAUCACCACCUUACCCGUCAACACCGCACUGUCUCGCCCGCCUGCACAGGUACAGAUGGCGCCCCCACCGGCACUGCUGGUGGACCCCAUGCCUAACCUGGCCUCUCUGGCCUCGGAUAACCAACUAGAGGCGCUGCUGGAGGGCGCUCUGGUAGGAGUUCCUGACGUGGAGCAAAGGACGCUGGGUAUUCUAGAGGAGCUGCACAGUCAGCUUUUAGAUCAACCACAUUCUCCCAUGGACACGACCGAGCUGGGCUUCGGCGACCCUCCACCCUCCACUUCCUCCUCUUCCUUUAGCCUGCAGGACACAGGCCUGGACAAUAUGGAGUGGCUGGACCUGACCAUGCCCGGACCUAUCGGGCCAGUGAACCCGCUGGGCAUCGCUUCAGAUUUCCUAGACACACAUGACCUGCAGUUGCACUGGGACUAAAAGUGUUGGUGCUGUUCUCAUUUUGUGCACUUUCUUUCUUUCGCUCUCUUACUCUCUCACUCUCUCCCUCUUUCUCUCUCCCUCUCUCUCUCCCUCUCUCUCUCUCUCUCUCUCUCUCUCUUCACACACAAAUACACAAACCUUUCCUAUUAGGAGGAGGAAGGGACGAUUUGUUAAUAGCCAUGAAAUUUGAAAGUGUGCGAGUGUGUGUAUGUGUGUGAGUGUGUGUGUGAGAGGGUGUUUUAAUUUUAAAACUGUACAGGGCUAUGUGAAGCACUAGGGCUGUACCAGCAGCAUGACACCAUCAUAGUAGCAUGCCAGACAUAUUGUUGGGCACAUCACUGCCAUAACCACAUAUUCCAGUUGAAAGGAAUAUUCUAGGGAUCCUCUGAUACAGACUAAAAGUAGCUAAUAUAAACAUUUCACAGUUAAGAGUGGCCCCUUUGCCAGAGCACUGUUAGAUGGAGAGUAAAGCCAAGGUCAAACUGGACAUUUGUUGUUUGCAUCUCCUUGCAUAAUGAACUGGAUCACAAACCUGGUCUCCAAAAAUUCUCUGUUGUGGUGCUUUUUAGCGUGCUAAGGCUAUAAACACUGUAAAACAUAGUAAAGUAGUAUUUAUAAACUGAAAACUUCAUUCUGCACACUCAGUCAAAGCAAAACAGUGUGGAACAGCUGAGGUUGAAUCUCUAUGUGGAGCUGUGCUUAGCUUAAGGCUAACUGAGCAGUUAUCAGGCAAAUUAUGUCAUUAUUAUGUUAUAUAUAUAAAGUACAGUACUAUAAAGCUGUAUCAGACAUGAUUGGUAACAGAUAUUUUUUUUUCUUCUUUCAGUUGUUUCAGUUAACUGAAUAUAUUUUUCAAUAACUUGAAAUGCUAAUAGAAUGGUAGCCAACUUACUUUUACUACAAACAAUAACAGAUAAAAGUGAGAUAAUUAUACCAGUAUACUGUAAGGACAGUUGUACCUGUAUCACUGACAUUAGUCAAAACAUUGCUUUUAUUGCUUUUUAUUUUAAGUUAACUUAUACCGGUAACUUAUUUAUUCAGCUCUGAUCAGCAGAGGAGCUAACUUGGUGACUAGCAUGCUACCUAGCUAACUCAGUUACCACAGACACUAACAGAGAACAGUGAGAGAACACUUUACAAUGUGUCACACAUUUGAGUUUUAGUAUAAAAGUUUGAUACAAAGUAUGAUAUUUGAAGGAAUAGGUGGGUUGUGUUUUUAGCUUCUCUAAGUUCAGAAGCUAAUUAGCGAUUAGCAUGCUAGCUAACUUUUAUACAGUAAACAGUUAAAUCACAAAAAAAUGAUAACACACUGUCCUGACUAAUCUACGUGAAUUGAAUGGGUCUUAAGUGGUUUAUUUAGAGCCAGGGGUUAGAAACGGUUGUGUUUAUCCACGGCUAACAUUAGCAUUUCCUCUUUUGGAAAUAGGCUGCUUCAUCAGACGUCAGUGCAGCCAGUGCUGGAACAGUAUAGUGUGUCAAAAUUCACUUCAAUUAACGUACCUCAAAUUUCUUCACCUACAGCAGAGAAUUAUAUAUAAAAAAAAUAUAUAUAUAUAUAAUAUAAAAUACACACAAAAGGUUAGUGACCAAAGCUUACAGCUAAUAUAAGGCCUUAGUUCUGUAAUCAUAAAAAUAACAAACCAUCUUCUCGUCAACUGUUAGCUAACCAGUAAGACAACUAAUUAGAACUCAGACAAGUGUAUGUGAGGCUAAGUGAUAUAAAGUUUGUAGGCCUAGUAAGGCUUUUAAAAAAGAAAAAAUAAUAAUUUAACAAAGAUUGUACAUAUGUUUCAUAUGUAACUUUUAGGAAUAGAUCAGUAUUGGAAUUGUGGGCUAAUUCCAGUUUGAAUUGCAUUAUUGCUAAUAUGCUUUUCAUAUCUAGUAACCGUCUAUUUCCACACAUUUUUAUAUAAUCUUUGUCUCUGGUUAUGGCAGUGGUAUGAUCCAUCAGUGGUCAGGCAUCCAAACACCAAGGUCUCCUCAGCAGCCCUGUUCAGCUCUCUGCUCUAUGUAAACAAAAAUCACGGUUUUAAUAACGGGUGGAUGAUGCUAGUGAUGCUGUUCUCUGCUGUUCUGCCGUUCUGAGCUAUGGUUUUUUGUUGUUGGUCAUAAAUAAUCCAGGCUGAUGGCCUGUUGUGGCGUUAUGAAAACGAAGGACCUUCGUUGAGCCGCUUCCAGCUGAGCCCAAGCUGGGUUUUUUUUUUUUCUGUGCCAUUCAGAGAGAAGGGAACUGAUUCUAAACAGCGUAAGUGUGCUGUACCGCUGUGUUCUUAGUCAUUGUGCCAUUGACUCAGCGCUGUUUUGGGCACGGCCUAAAAAUACCAACACAGCCAAUGUUGAACUACAACUGUCCAGAGACAAAAAGGACCCGCUCUAAUUCCAGACAUCUCGGUUUUACGGUUGAUAGUAAUGAAUUUGAUUGCUUUGUUUGCACAGGAUUGUUGAAUAUUUGGAGCACUGACACUAUUUUUUUGUCUUUUUUUAGUUUUAAGAAAGAAUUCAUAAUUAAUUGUAUUUUGCAAGUAGAAGAUCUUCCAACUUUCCUAUGUGAACUGUUGUGUUGUGGGAUUGCCCUAAUUGAAUGGAAUCACGUUCUCUAAUAAAUUUUUAAUUUUGAAAACUUUUAGGCUACGUUUACACCGCAGGUGAAAUUGGCCCAAACCGGAUAUGAUUUUAUAAUCAAUUUUAAUGAUUUUUUUUUAUUAUUACAGCUCUGGGAAAGAAUUAAGAGACCACUUAUAUGUUUGAGUUAAAUGAAUAUUGUUGUUUUAUUCUAUAAAUUAUGGACAACAUUUCUGCCAAAUUCCAAAUAAAAAUAUAUUUGUAGAAAAUGAGAAAAAGCUGAAAUAUCAAAAAAGACGCAGAGCUUUCAGACCUCAAAUAAUGCAAAGAAAACAAGUUCAUAUUGAUAAAGUUUUUAAGAGUUCAGAAAUCCAUAUUUGGUUGAAUAAACCUGGUUUUUAAGUUUUCAUGCGUCUUGGCAUGUUCUCCUCCACCAGUCUUACACGUGCUUUUGGAUAGCUUUAUACCACAUCUUGACUAUAUUCCAGAGGUAAAAUCAAAGAAACUCAUUUUUAAGUGUUGUCUUAUUUUUUCCAGAGCUGUAUAUAUAAAUGUUGAAUUUUGGUACCACAUCGGAAAUGAAAAUGUCAGAUUCCGCAUGUUUUUAAUUGUUUACAAAAAAGAUCAGAUUUGGGACACUUUCACCUGCUGUUAAGUGAAUGUAGCUUUAGCUUUUUUUUAGAAACAGACUUACUUUUGUGUAUGAGGGUGUGUGUUUGUAUGAGUGAGUGAGUGAGUAUAUUGGGUAUAUGAAGUCAGCAGGUAUCUGUAAUGGAAUGCUGUCUGAUAGGCCAGGCCAGUGCGCUAAUAUCUGCAGGGCUUAUGUGUACAGUAUUGUGAAAGGAGUGCCCAUAGAUACAUUAAUACUGUAUGUUGGAAAAUACUUUACGAUGCUUUGCAGCAGAGUUGCGUCAGUGCCAAGCCGAACGUGUACAUGUGUAGGUUUUUUUUUUUUUUUUUUUUUGAGGUGUGGAGCAAACCUCUGUAAGACAUGGUGCUCUUCUAGCGAGCAUUUUUGGAUAAACUAAAACAGACGCUAUUAGCAGUGACUGUUCACCCAGCUUGACUGGGCACUGAGGUAUUUAUAGAUGUUUUUGUUUAUUUACACAGGGGAUGGGGACUGUGGACUCUGAGUCUGUCUGUUCUUGGAUGAACUCCAUGAGUCUGGGUUCUGUACAGCAGGGGGGCUCAGUCCUGGUGCUGAAGAUCUACCAACUAUGGACAGUUUAGCUCCAACACUAAUCAAACAAUGAAGGCCAGUGGAGGAAAAAUAUUGUAUCACAAUGUUUAAAGGCAUUAUCAUGAUUAGGGCUGCACGAUAUUGAAAAAAAAAAUCUUUUUUCGACUAUCUAUAUAUAUAUAUAUAUAUAUAUAUAUAUAUAUAUAUAUAUAUAUAUAUAUAUAUAUAUAUAUCGAGAUACUAAACAAUGCAGGGCCCGUAACAUCCCAAGCCCUGCCCCCACCCGCACGCUGUCUGGCGUCUUGACCAAUCAAGAGCUGAGUCGGCGCAGAGCACUCAAAGCCCUAAGAAAAAAGCAAAACAACAGGGUCGGCCCUCUAAUCAGGCAUUUGGCUGUUUAAAAGGUAAAUAAAAGCGUUUUUCUGGGAUGAAAAGCGUGAAUUCAGCUGUAACUGUAAAAAACUUCACUGAAUUAGCUUUCGACAUGUGCGUUUACCAUGUGGAUGCAGACCAUGCAGUUACCUCAUGUUUACUCCUUUCCCCUCCUCACACUCGCUUACCCCCUCACACUUCUCACGCAGGCAGUAGCAGCCUGUCACUCACACAGACACAGAGACAGCGCUGUGUAUCUACUUCUUGUGUCAAGAAUGAAAAUAUUGCAACAUGACGUAUUUGAUUUAAUUCCCUUAAGUGACAUCACACAACCUGCGCUGUGACUACUGCGCAUGCGCACAUCACAAUGACUAUGCUUUAAACAAUAUAUCGGGCAGCCCUAAUCAAGAUACACAAUAGCAUAAUGUUUAUCAUCACAUUCUUUAAAAUCGCAAUCCACAUUAUGCACAGAAGGAAAGCAUCUCUAAAAUCAAAAUAACUUUAUUUGAAUACAAUAAAAUUGUAUUAAAAUUGUCAGUAUUGCCCAGCCCUAAUUUGACAUCAGAUUAUUAGAGCCAGCACAGACAGAUACACAGUGUUCAAAUGUUUGUAGACACCCCUUUUAAUAAAAUGCAUUCAGCAUUCACUUUUAAGUUCCACCCACUGCUGACACAGAUGUGCAAAUGCACAGACACAAAUUGUCUAGUCCCUAUAGAGAAAUAUAUUGCUAAUAGAAUGGGACUGCGUUCCCUGAAAUGGGAUGAGAUGAGGUGGAGAUCAUCCGACAUCCUGACCUUACUAAUUUUUUUUGUCACUAAAUGCAAUCAAAUCUUCAUUACAGAUUUGGUAGCAAAGUUUCUCUGGAGAGUAGAUACAGUUACUUCCACAGAGAGAGUCCCAGUACUUUUGUCCAUAUAGUGUAUGUCUGAUCUGACCUCUCCAGGGUCUUAAGAUCGUCUCCAUGGCCAGGAUUGAGCACCCCUGCUCUGAACUAUCACCAUAUUUAUAAGGUAUACAGGGUUUUUCCACCUGAUCUCUAUCUCCAGCAUCUAUGCUGUACGAUUGAUAAUGUUGGCAGGAGUUUCGACCCAUUUUCUCAUGUUUAAACAUGAGCAGCUGCUGCAGAAAAAAGCCUCUUUUUAAAUGCAUGCAUGGUAACCUAGAACUUGUCCUGACAUUACCCAGAGUGAACCCAGACUUUAUCCUGGGAACCUGCUAUUACAACAUUUAGGUAAACCUCAACAGACAGUGACCUUUUUUUUUUUUUUUGCAAAGUUUUUACAGCCUAUCAGAUCCUCGAUCCUCCCUCGAUCUUCUCUGCACUUUUUUGAUGAUGUCUGUCUGCCCGUCUGUCUUUCUCUCUCUAUCUCUGUGUCUGAUCUUCUGUCUGUGCCACGUUCUUGUUUCUGUGAGCGAGAGUGUGUGUGUGUGUACGUGUCCAUGUUCCACUGUUCACUGUUGAUGUGUUACUGUGUUUCCUGUUGUACUGUUUUGUGCCCAGUAAAAACAAGCAAAGGAAAAAAUAAAAAGCCUAGAAGAAGAGCCUAAACGGCAGGCUGAACAAACAGUGCGUACGCAAUUGAAGAAACAAAGAAUCUCUUUGUCCGCAUGAAAUUGUAAAUGAUUCUUAAAUUAGCUUGAUAUUCGUCAACUUUCAAAUUGUAUUUUUUUAUUUUUUUUGUAUUGCUUGAUUUGAAUUUAAUCACGAGUCAUCAAAAGCGAAUAACCAGGUUAAUCUCCGAGACCAAGCUCUGGUUAUUUGGGUCACAGGCAUGCCAUGUGACCUCACUUUGGAACGCUAGCUACCACAUUGUUAUAUCAAAAGAAAAAAAACAGAGCUGCUAUCAUGACAUCUCGAGCUGAUGAGUGGACUUGAUAUUAACCUCAGUGUUCUUGUACAGAAAAGAGGCAAUAACACCUGACUGGCUUUAUAGGCCUGUCUGUACAGUUGUGAGAAACUACCAUAGUAAGGGCAUGUUUGAUCCAAAGGGAAUUUGCUCUAUUUGUUUGUAAUUGUUUUUGUUGUUUUUGAAUACAGGAUGUUCUAGCACUUUUUUUUGCUAAAAUGAUGACUUUUUUUUCAUCAUGCUAAAACAAUCAUUUCGUAUCUGAGCACCUUCACAGAUAUUAAAGUUUUAUAGCAGAGGGAAUUUAUUGGCUUUUAGCACAGUUGUUUGUUUGUGUUUUUUUGUCGUUUUUAUUUCAAUAAGGAACUUAACAUGGCUAGGGCUGUGGUCCUCUUUUGCUUUUAAGGCUUCGUACUGUUCCUCCUGCAAGUUGACCAAGUCUCAAAAUGAUGGCCUCUCAAACGACUUGCCAAAUACAAGUCUUAGAUCGUAGGUGUAGGUCAGCACUCAUUACUCAUGGAAUGGAUUCAGUAAAUUCAGCAAAUUCAACAAAUUUAAUGUAAUUUGUUGAUCCCUGGUAGUUGAUCUGUUGGCAUGAUUGAUCUGUUCUACCGUUGGUAACAAAGCAAACAUCUGAAGAUCUCAUUCAGAGCUCUUCUCUUGGUGAUGUGUUGCCAUAUUUCCACCAUUGAUGAGCUGCUUUUCUUUAGAUUAGGAAUAAGAAAGUCUUUAUAUCUUUCUGGAUGGCUAUCAUAUACAGCUACAGGAAAAAAUUAAGAGAUCCCUUCAGUCUCUCUUAUUUAGCUAUUUAUAGGUUUAUGUUUGAGUAAAAUAAACUUUGUUGUUUUAUUCUAUAAACUUUGGGACAACAUUUCUCCCAAAUUCCAUAUAAAAAUAUUGUCAUUUAGAGCAUUUAUUUGCAGAAAAUGAGAAACGGCUGAAAUAACAAAAAAGAUGCAGAGCUUUCAGACCUCAAGUUUUUACAUUUUUAAUCACAGUUUUCAUGCAUCUUGGCAUGUUCUCCUCCACCAGUUUUACACACUGCUUUUGGAUAACUUUAUGCCACUCCUGGUGCAAAAAAAAUCAAGCAGUUCAGCUUGGUUUGAUGGCUUGUGAUCAUCCAACUUCCUCUUGAUUAUAUUCCAGAGGUUUUUAAUUUAGUAAUUUAGUUAAUUAAAGAACCUCAUAAUUUUUAAGUGCUCUCUAAUUUUUUUCCCAUAGCUGUAUAUUCCUGUCUGAUGGUUAAGACUUUGACUGAAGAGGCGGUUUUGUAAAAGAGUUAGCAAAGAGGCCAAAUCGAUAAUGAAUACAAUGCCAUUUGACAUAGCUGGUUUACAAAAUGUUGGAUGGUUAUGGUUUUUGGAGUGAACUGCGAGGUAGGGUGAGUUUCAAAGCCUUUAGCUUUGAAUUGGUGACUAUUUUAGAUUAAAUUUCAGUUUGGAAGAACAUAAGGAGCUUAUGGAGAGCAAAGCAAUAACUUCUUAUUCUAAUAAUCUGAUCUACAGUACUGUAAUUUAUGCAGUAAGUGGUAAAUCCCAGUGUAUUGCCUUGGUCUUACAAAGUUGCAGUUUGCUUUAAAAGCUCACUCGUUUGCAAGAUCAGCAUUUAGACUUGCUGUGUUGGAUUUACCUGAAUUAGGCAGCUGGAUUAGGCUGAUCACCUCUUUUCCACUCUUUUUAUCCAGAACAGUGCAGACUCUCCAUUUCUCCUUUUCGUUAAGUGGUCUUGUGGAGCCAACUCCAACCCACCAUCCAGUGCUAUAGUGAUUCCUUUUCGUUUUUUUCCUUUUUUUUGUUGUUGUUGGUUCCAAUGGUUGUUCAUUCUCAUGUAACCAUAUUCAGCUGUUUCCCAUUUUCUACUGCUGGACUUUUAAUUUGAAGUGGAAUAUUUUUUAUCAACAUUGUUUAAUGUGUAAAGUAUCAGUGGUGACUAAGACUGGGUGAGAAUCCUGUUGACUGCCACUUCUCUCUACGUCCUCCGUGCGGAGGAGCAAUCAUCAUUUGUAUGCCAUACAUUUUGCACAUUGUGUACAUAUAUUUGAAUGGACGUAAUACAUAUUUUUAUACAUGUUUAGCGCAUCCAUGAGCUCUAUUUUGUGAAUAGUUUUAAAGAUCUAAGUAUACAUACGCCGAUGUUAAUGUGUCUUGUUCACUUCGCUGUAUUGUGAACAUUAUGUUGUAGAUGAUGUUUCAGAAUCUCUUAAAUAUACCA